CAGGGAGUUCCGAUUUGCCCAGACCAUGAUAUUUGCAAUAGAAGAAAUAAACCAGAGUGACUUUCUUCUUCCAAAUGUUUCUGUUGGAUACCGUAUUUAUGACAACUGUGGCUCAACAUUGUCCUCCAUGCGUGCAGUGAUGGCUCUGAUGAACGGUGAUGAGCAGACUGCGGGGAAGACAUGCUUCGGUAAAUCAGCUGUUCAUGCGAUCAUUGGAGAGUCUGAGUCUUCUUCAACAAUAGUAUUGUCACGUACUACAGGACCGUUCAAAAUACCAGUGAUAAGUCAUUCAGCUACUUGUGAGUGUUUAAGCAGCAGGAAGGCAUUUCCCUCUUUUUUUCGAACCAUUGCCAGUGACCUCUAUCAAAGCAGGGCCCUUGCUCAGCUGGUCAAACACUUUGGUUGGACGUGGGUCGGGGCAGUCAACAGUGACAGUGAUUAUGGCAACAACGGCAUGGCCAUCUUCCUCACUGCAGCCAGAGAGGAGGGUGUGUGUGUGGAGUACACAGAGAAAUUUCACAGAGCAGAGCCAGACAAACUGAUGAAAGUGGUCGAAGUGAUCCGUAAAAGCACCGCACGGGUCAUUGUGGGUUUCCUGGCCCACGUAGAGAUGAACAACCUCUUGGAGCAGCUGAGUCUGCACAACAUUACAGGCCGUCAGUUCAUUGGUGUGGAGGCCUGGAUCACUGCUGACAGUCUCGUCACUCCCACCAGCUUCAGUGUGCUGGGAGGUUCACUGGGCUUCGCCGUGCAAAAGGCCAACAUCAGCGGUUUGGAUGAUUUUUUGAUCAAUGGUUUCUGGGAGAGAGACUGCCAGGAGAACAGUGGGGGCACCAUGGCAGAGACUGUACCAUGUCAAGAAAACCAACAACUUAUUGAGCUCAAAGAUGAUGAUGAUGAUGAUGUGGCAGAGCUGAGAUACUCCAGCAACAUCUACAAAGCCAUCUAUGCUGUGGCCUAUUCUCUGCACAGCAUGCUGAAGUGUGAUUACAGUGGGGGGUGUGACAAAACGGUGAAGGUUAAUCCCUGGCAGGUAGUGAAUUCUUUGAAACACGUGAACUUCACAAUCAAAAAUGGGGACCAAGUGUGGUUUGACAGAACUGGAGCUGCUGUGGCUCGGUAUGAGGUGGUGAACUGGCAGCGUGAAUCAGACGGGUCGGUCCACUUUAAACCUGUUGGUUACUAUGAUGCCUCUCUGCCUUCAGGACAAAAGUUUGCCCUCAGGACUGAAGACAUAAUGUGGCCUGGAGGAAACAAAGAGUUGCCUGUAUCAGUUUGCAGUGAAAGCUGCCGUCCAGGAACUCGUAAAGUCCUUCAAAAAGGAAAGCCUGUGUGCUGCUACGACUGCGUACCAUGUGCCGAGGGAGAAAUCAGCAACACCACAGAUGCUAAUGGAUGCAGCAAGUGUCCUGAAGAGUACUGGUCAAAUCAAAACAGAGAUGCUUGUAUUCUGAAAAACGUUGAGUUCCUCUCCUUCCCAGAGGUGAUGAGUAAAAUACUUGUGUUUUUCACUCUCUUUGGAGUUGUUCUUACCUUACUUGUGGCCACACUAUUUCUGAUCAAUAAGGACACUCCCUUGGUAAAAGCCAACAACUCUGAACUGAGCUUCCUGCUGCUCUUCUCCUUGACUCUGUGUUUCCUGUGCUCUCUGACCUUCAUCGGCCGGCCGUCAGAGUGGUCCUGCAUGCUGAGACACACUGCGUUCGGCAUCACCUUUGUCCUCUGUAUCUCUUGUAUUCUGGGGAAAACCAUAGUUGUUUUAAUGGCCUUUAAAGCGACACUUCCAGGCAGUAAUAUGAUGAAAUGGUUUGGACCCGCACAGCAGAGACUCAGUGUUCUGGCUUUCACUCUCAUACAGGUUUUAAUUUGUAUUCUGUGGCUGACGAUCAAACCUCCAUUACCCUUCAAAAACAUCAAACACUAUAAAGAGAAGAUUAUACUGGAGUGUGCUCUGGGUUCACCUGUCGGCUUCUGGGCUGUGUUAGGAUACAUAGGACUCUUAGCUUUGUUAUGUUUUUUUCUCGCCUUUUUGGCUCGAAAGUUGCCAGAUAAUUUUAACGAAGCUAAAUUCAUCACGUUCAGCAUGUUAAUAUUCUGUGCAGUCUGGAUCACAUUUAUUCCGGCUUAUGUCAGCUCACCUGGGAAAUUCACUGUGGCUGUGGAGAUAUUUGCUAUUUUAGCCUCUAGUUAUGGGAUACUUUUCUGCAUAUUUGCUCCAAAAUGUUUCAUUAUUGUACUCAAACCUGAACUGAACACAAAGAAACAUUUGAUGGGAAAAGGGUAAUCACGCGUGAUUACAUUUGGUUUUAAAAUUUGUAUAUUUUGACCAAAAAAUUGUUAAAAACCUCACAGUGUCUCUGCAGAGGCAGGAACAAUAAAAGAUCCUUCACAUC
Solea solea (common sole) is the source of this 2393-nucleotide messenger RNA. Its product is annotated as extracellular calcium-sensing receptor-like. The coding region runs from base 26 to 2284 and encodes 752 amino acids. Gene Ontology annotation, cellular component: membrane. Gene Ontology annotation, molecular function: G protein-coupled receptor activity. The record is from RefSeq and is a predicted model, not a curated record. The transcript has 5 exons. Gene Ontology annotation, biological process: G protein-coupled receptor signaling pathway. NCBI's taxonomy places the organism in Eukaryota, Metazoa, Chordata, Actinopteri, Pleuronectiformes, Soleidae.